Anisakis simplex (herring worm) is the source of this 177-nucleotide messenger RNA. Lineage: Eukaryota; Metazoa; Nematoda; Chromadorea; Rhabditida; Anisakidae. The record is from the annotation of a GenBank genome assembly.
ACUCUGGGUGGAUCAUUCAUCUUACCAGUACUCAACAAAAACAAGUACGACGCGUUUUCGCCACCAAUCGUCUUCCAGGGUAGUGCUGUGGUGGUUCGAUUCGGCAUCUAUAUUGAGUCGAUGAGUAACUUUGAAGCAUCCACUAUGGUUGGUUUCCAGUUCCCUGCUAAAUUCUAG